AUGCACACAAAGUAUGACAGUGAAUCAAUAGAAUUCAAAAGAAACAAGGGAGAAGAGGUUCUUGCCAGAGAGAUCGUCAUCCGUGAUCUAUUGCAUAAGAACUAUAGAGAAGUGAAGACUAUUUGUGAGGAUAUUCUUAAGAUCAUAAACGAUGUUGAUUGUGGUGCUGGUGAUGUUGAUGAUAAAUCUGAGGAGCACAUCCAUCAGGUCAGUGCCAACAAGGCCGAAAUAGCCAAGGUGUAUGCUGAGAAGGAACAUACGAUUCAAGAGAGGUCAACUGGUGCGAUCUACUCAGUAACCCAGGUUCCAGUGAGCCCAGUCGUACCUCCGACUUCUGUGGCCCAUCUGUUCUCGUCUCUGAAGGAACAAGUGGCAGAUGUGAUCAGCAUAAAGAUUGGUGGCAAACUAGACAAAGUACUUGAAGAAAUGUCCAGUAUGAACACUGAGAUCAGAGACGGCUCUCUCAGGGUUGAGAAGGCAAUAGAAAAGCUCGUAGCCUUUAUUGCUGCAUUUGUGUCUUCUACAACACAACCACCCCCACAAUAA
Molecule: messenger RNA, 546 nt
Organism: Phycomyces blakesleeanus NRRL 1555(-)
Lineage: Eukaryota; Fungi; Mucoromycota; Mucoromycetes; Mucorales; Phycomycetaceae
Exons: 5
Coding region: 1-546 (181 amino acids)
Source: RefSeq, a predicted model, not a curated record